AUGGAAAAACACGAAAGUGAAGGAAACACCCAACCUCCUCCCACGGCGACAAUGCCCCCGCCAUCGGGACCGCCACACGGGAUGCCUCCGGGAUCCCAAAGAGCGGAUUCCAUCUCAAUGUACACAAAUUUCAACGCACCGCGGCUCUCUACGGACACGUCGUUGUCGUCUUUUCUCAACAUAGCAGAGAGCCAGCACCAAUUGCCACAUGGCGCGCAACCCCCACCCCACAAUCAGCAAGCUCACCAGCAACAGCAGGCAGCACAACAACAACAACAACAACAACAACAGCUGCCGCACCAGCAACAACAACAGCAACAAUCCGGACGUGUACAAGAUUUGGGCCCGUAUUCCAGAGGUUAUUCGAUCAUUAACAACUUCUGGGCUACUCCGCAGGCUCAGCCUGGGUUGCCAGGUGUAGGGCCUGGCACAGCGGGCAUACCGGAUGCUGGCCAGUUCACCACCAUGCGGAGACAAAGCGAGCAACUCGAACCCUUCAUGCCUCGAUUCAAGACUCCCAGCUUCUCGUCCGGGCGUUCCGGAUCCAACCAGCUACAGCAGCCCAUCCCGCCCCCGGGUGGUGCGCGGGGCGACACUUUGUCAAGCUCCAAGCGGGGUUCUAUAUUCUAUUCAGGGACGGAUGCGCCUGAUUUAGAUUUUUUGAAUCCAAGUGGAAAGCGCGACUCAACUGUGAUGAUGAGACCGCCGCACGUAUUACCACAGCGUGGUAACUCGGCCUCAAACAUUGCCUCACUUCCGGGACCUAUGAUCAAUCCUGUCUCCCAGUCAGGCACUGGUGCGGCUCAAGAACCGGAUCUAGAUGCGCUUUUCGCGCAAGGGCUGUCUUCGAGAAAGAACUCUAUGAAAUUUUCUGCCGAUGAUUUCGAUUUCCAACUCAAAAGACGUAAUUCGUCGGUGCGGGGCACGUUAGAAAAUGCCUCCAAUUAUCUACCGAUGCUCAAACAUGCCGCGGAUAGCAUGAAGAAGGAUUCUGGCUCCGUGUCUCCAAUCCAUAGACAAGAAGAUGACGUUGAAGCUCGCAUUCAUAAGCAUCUCACACCAGUCUUACAAGAAGCAGGACGCGAGUCCGCGGAUGGCACCUCGAGUCUCAAACACGAUGCAAAGAAAAGGAGGAAAAAUCCAAUUUCAAAAGCAGAGGGCGAACUUAAACAAGAGGCCAUGAAAGACAUGGUCGGACUUUUCGAGUCCAAGGAUCCAAUUUUAAUAGCAGAUGAUGGUCGUCCUUUGUUGGGGGCAACAAAAGUGGACCAACUCAUGCUAGUUAUCCAGGCACGCAAGAAGGGAGUAACAGACAGAGUACUCAGAGGAGCAGAUGGCUCUUUACUGUUGGACAGUGCACCAUCUAUCAUUCCUCCUGCUAGCGAACUUGUGGGCGGUGUGGAAAAACCCAAAGCAAGAGGCGCUAAGCAGCACGAGUGUCCUUAUUGCCACAAAUGUUUUACACAAUCUACUCAUUUGGAAGUUCAUGUUAGGUCUCACAUCGGCUACAAGCCGUUCCAGUGCGACUACUGUGGUAAGCGGUUUACCCAGGGAGGGAAUUUGAGGACUCAUGUAAGACUACACACCGGCGAAAAGCCCUAUGAAUGUGACAAGUGUGGGCGGCGAUUUUCGCGCAAGGGCAAUUUGGCUGCCCAUAAACUCACGCAUGAGAAUUUGAAACCUUUCCAUUGCAAGUUGGACGGGUGCAACAAAAGCUUUACCCAACUAGGCAACAUGAAAGCGCAUCAGAACAGAUUCCAUUUGCAAACGUUGAACGAAUUAACACAGCGAUUGGCCGAGAUGGAUGCUAAUGAAAAGAUACCACCAGAAGAGAGAGAAUUACUCGACUAUUUUGCAGACAUUUACAAAAACUCUAAUCGUGGCAUCAGAGGACGCGGGAAAGGUAACACUAGAAUAGCCACAGGAGAGCCUGCUUUAAUGAAAUCAAGUCAGAAUUCACCUUCGACGCCUGGUCUGCCUGUUGGUCCACCAAGCCACGAGGCCGCUCUUGUAGCUGCAAAGGCUUUGAACCCGGCCAAGAAUCUUGGAAAUGGUUCUCAUUCAGAUCAUCUCAGCUACAACUUAUGCACACCUACUAAUGAUGGAAGUGGCUCAAAUGCGAGUGAGGCAGCGUCCGACCCAACCGUGGCGUCCGCUCAUGUGCCUGAUACCAACGAGUUCACUUUCCCACUGGACCAAAAUAACAACCCUGCAUUUCACAACACGUCCCAUAACCCGAAUGAUUUGCCUUUUAAGAACGUUUCAUAUCCACAAUAG
Molecule: messenger RNA, 2277 nt
Organism: Lachancea mirantina
Lineage: Eukaryota; Fungi; Ascomycota; Saccharomycetes; Saccharomycetales; Saccharomycetaceae
Source: the annotation of a GenBank genome assembly